AAGAGGGGAACGGGGCGUGGCCAGGCCGACUAGUAGGCAGCGUGGGAUUUAGGGGAAGAGGGUUUAGAGUGUGGGGGUGUCUGUUUUGCGUCCACCGUGGCUGGGAGAGGGAGAUGGCAGCUCGAUGGAGCAGCGAGAAUGUGGUGGUGGAGUUCCGCGAUUCCCAGACCAAAUCAAGGCAUCAGCCGGCUGUGUUCUCACUUGGAGGCUACACUAAAGAAGAAUCCACUUCCAUGCUCCUUCAGUUUGCUGGAAAAUCCUGAUUUGAGGGAUAGUAGGAUUGAGACUUCUGUUUUCCUCUGGUUGUUAUGUAGAGGCUGGUUGCUGUCAGCUCCUAGAGGCCUUUCAGGCCUUGCUGUGUGGCCACUCCUACUUCUGAAGCCAGCGGCAACUGCAAUGUCUGUGGACUGUCUUGGGCAGCAUGCAGUGCUUUCUGGUCGCAGAUUCCUGUACAUCGUCAAUCUAGAUGCUCCUUUCGAAGGUCACCGGAAAAUCUCUCGUCAGAGCAAAUGGGACAUCGGAGCUGUGCAGUGGAAUCCUCAUGACAGCUUCGCACAUUAUUUUGCAGCUUCGAGUAACCAACGGGUGGACCUUUAUAAGUGGAAAGAUGGCACUGGGGAAGUUGGCACCACCUUACAGGGCCAUACGCGCGUCAUCAGCGACUUGGACUGGGCAGUGUUUGAACCAGAUCUCCUGGUCACCAGCUCGGUGGACACCUACAUCUACAUUUGGGAUAUCAAAGACACAAGGAAACCCACUGUUGCACUCUCUGCUGUAGCUGGUGCUUCCCAGGUCAAAUGGAAUAAAAAAAAUGCAAACUGCCUCGCCACCAGCCAUGACGGUGAUGUACGGAUAUGGGAUAAGCGGAAACCCAGUACAGCAGUAGAAUAUCUAGCAGCCCACCUCUCCAAAAUCCACGGCCUGGACUGGCAUCCAGACAGUGAGCACAUUCUCGCUACCUCCAGUCAAGACAACUCUGUCAAGUUCUGGGAUUACCGCCAACCUCGGAAGUACCUCAAUAUUCUCCCUUGCCAGGUGCCUGUCUGGAAGGCCAGAUACACACCUUUCAGCAAUGGAUUAGUGACUGUGAUGGUUCCCCAGUUGCGGAGGGAAAAUAGUCUGCUCCUGUGGAAUGUCUUUGAUUUGAACACUCCCGUCCACACCUUUGUGGGACACGAUGACGUGGUGCUGGAGUUCCAGUGGAGGAGACAGAAGGAAGGUUCCAAGGACUACCAACUGGUUACAUGGUCCCGGGAUCAGACUUUGAGAAUGUGGCGAGUGGAUUACCAGAUGCAAAGGCUCUGUGCCAAUGACAUAUUAGAUGGUGUUGAUGAGUUCAUUGAGAGCAUUUCUCUUCUGCCAGAACCAGAGAAGACCCUGCACACUCAAGAUUCAGAUCACCAGCAUAACUCAAGCCAUGGAGAGGAAGAAGUGGUUAAGGAAGAUCCCCCUAGCAGUCUCCUGGAAGAGAGGAAGUCAGAUCAAAAACCUUGCAGUUUUCCUGCUAAGAAGUUGUGGGUCUGUGUCUUGCAGAUGGACGCUGCAGAUAGGAGCUGCACGGUGUCCGCGCACUGCAGCAGCCACCGUGUCAAGAUGCUGGUGAAGUUCCCAGCUCAGUACCCCAACAAUGCCGCCCCUUCCUUCCAGUUUAUUAACCCCACAACCAUCACAUCGACCAUGAAAGCUAAGCUGCUAAAGAUCCUGAAGGACACUUCCCUGCAAAAAGUGAAACGCAACCAGAGCUGUUUGGAGCCCUGCCUGCGCCAGCUCGUCUCCUGCCUUGAGUCUUUUGUGAACCAAGAAGACAGUGCUUCUAGUAACCCGUUUGCGCUCCCAAACUCCGUCACACCACCUUUGCCAACUUUUGCGCGGGUGACCACGGCCUAUGGGUCAUACCAGGAUGCCAAUAUUCCCUUUCCUAGGACUUCUGGGGCCAGGUUCUGUGGAGCAGGUUACCUGGUGUAUUUCACAAGGCCCAUGACAAUGCAUCGAGCAGUGUCUCCAACAGAACCCACUCCCAGGUGA
This is a messenger RNA of Ictidomys tridecemlineatus (thirteen-lined ground squirrel), 2025 nucleotides long. NCBI's taxonomy places the organism in Eukaryota, Metazoa, Chordata, Mammalia, Rodentia, Sciuridae. The record is from RefSeq and is a predicted model, not a curated record.